AUGGCGCGUGGACAAUCAGUAAAAAGGCGGAGAUUGAGUCCUUCUACAGAAGGAGGCAAGCCUUCUUCGCGGAAUGCCGAACUCUACACCAAUGAGAAUGAGUGGGACGUCGAGCAGGACUACGAGCGCCGCCCGCGCAAAACGAACAAAAAAGACAACGAACUCACCCGACUGCCUAUCAAAACCUCCGAGGGUUUCGUUCAAACUGCUACAGAGCCAGAAGAUGCAGCGGAUGAGACAGACAGCUUUCUGGGAACCGACGAUGACGAGAUGGAAGAUGGAUCCGGUGAUGAGCAAUCCGAGGAGGAAGCCGAGCCACCAAAGCCUAAGAUUCCCAUAAAGGUGCAAAUCAUGCAAGCCAAGGAGGACCUGGCUCGGAUUGCGUCGUUGAUCAACGAGGAUCCCGAGGAUCACAUUGCUUUGUUCAAGACAAUGGCUGAUAUGGUAGACAACCCAGAUUCGCCAGUCACAGUCAAGAAGUUAGCAUUGGCGUCACAGGCUGCGGUGUACAAGGAUGUUAUUCCAGGAUAUCGCAUUCGCCCUCUUACCGAAGAGGACAAGGCUGCCAAGGUUUCAAAGGAUGUGCGCAAGCUGCGCGACUUCGAACAAGGUCUCGUUUCCGGAUACAGAAACUAUGUUAACAAACUAGCCGCGUUGGCCAAGCCUGGUCGCGGUCAGAUCUCUGAAAAGGACGCCAGUCUGAAGACUAUGGCCAUCAAUUGCGCCUGCACUAUGCUUCAGGCUGUGCCCCAUUUCAAUUUCCGGACUGAAUUGUUGAAGAUCAUUGUCAACCGACUGGCACGGAAAAAUGUGGAUGCCGACAUGGCAAAGUGUCGUGAGACCGUGGAGGAUGUUUUUGCAAAGGAUAUUGACGGUGUCGUUUCUCUCGAAGCCGUCCGUCUCCUAGCAAAGAUGAUGAAAGCCCGAGAGUUCGGCAUCCACGAGAGUGUCUUGGAUACAUUCCUUCAUCUCCGUCUCCUGGGUGAAUUUACAUUCAAGGCAUCCCAGGACCGGAUUGACCGUGAGGACGAGGGAGCGCCUGUUCGCACCAAGAAGCAAAAGCCGAAGCGCGAGUUCCGCACAAAACGCGAGCGCAAGGUGCACAAAGAGCGGAAGAUAGUCGAGAAAGAUAUGAAACAAGCAGAUGCGCUGGUCUCUCAUGAGGAGCGUGAUAAGAAUCAAGCCGAAACCUUGAAACUUGUAUUUGGUGUCUACUUCCGCAUUCUGAAGCAAAGAAUUCCCCAUCUUAUGGGUCCCGUUCUGGAGGGUCUCGCCAAGUACGCCCGUCUCAUCAAUCAGGACUUCUUCGGUGACCUGCUGGAGGCAAUGAAGGAUUUGAUUGGACAUGCAGAGCGUGAGGAAUUGAAGGCAGAAGAAGGAGGUGAUGAGGAUGAAGACGAAGAUGAAGAUACUACCACUCGUGAUACCCGACGCGAAGCCCUCCUGUGCAUUGUCACUGCCUUUGCUCUGCUUGAUGGACAAGACACUAGCAAGGCCGCCCAAACUCUUCACUUGGAUCUCAACUUUUUCAUUAAACAUCUAUACCGAAGCCUAUACGGUCUAUCCAUCAACCCGGAUGUCGAGUUCAAUCCCAAUACUUCUCUCCGUCUUCCAGACCCCAAUGCUCCCGAAGAGUCCACCAGAAUUCGAACCAAAAACAAGGUCAACUUCCAGACCCCCAUGGUUUUGGUUCUUCGCUGUCUCCAGUCGACUCUUCUCUCUCGGGCCCAUGGAAACCCACCAGCUGGCCGACUUGCCGGCUUCGCCAAGCGCAUUAUGACUACCUCACUCCAGCUUCCCGAGAAGUCGGCCCUUGCGUCACUCUCACUUAUGACCCAAGUCUCCAGGCACCACGGGCGACACAUCUCGUCACUUUGGCACUCUGAUGAGCGGAAGGGCGAUGGUGUUUUCAAUGCUUACGCAAAUGAUGUUGAAGGUACGAAUGUGUUUGCUGGGUCGAUUUGGGAAGGCGAGUUAUUACGCAAGCAUUACUGUCCGCAGGUCCGCGAUGCGGCCAUUGAUAUUGAGAAGAUGAUGAAUGCUACAAAAUAG
Messenger RNA from Penicillium malachiteum, 2052 nucleotides. RefSeq names its product nuclear export protein Noc3. Gene Ontology annotation, biological process: DNA replication initiation. The transcript has a single exon. The coding region runs from base 1 to 2052 and encodes 683 amino acids. The record is from RefSeq and is a predicted model, not a curated record. Gene Ontology annotation, cellular component: nucleolus. Lineage: Eukaryota; Fungi; Ascomycota; Eurotiomycetes; Eurotiales; Aspergillaceae. Gene Ontology annotation, molecular function: chromatin binding.